Molecule: messenger RNA, 1371 nt
Organism: Aphanomyces astaci
Lineage: Eukaryota; Oomycota; Saprolegniomycetes; Saprolegniales; Verrucalvaceae
Exons: 4
Coding region: 1-1371 (456 amino acids)
Cellular component (GO): mitochondrial outer membrane
Molecular function (GO): ATP binding; ATP hydrolysis activity
Source: RefSeq, a predicted model, not a curated record
AUGUCAAUUCCUUCCAGUCAAGUCGUCAUGGGAGCUACAAACAGCAAGGCGCUUCCGCCGCCUCCAUCCGAUGCGACCACCGACGGCGGCACCGCUACGCCGUCGUCGAAUGGGUCGUCGCCUAGUGACUUCUCUGCAGUCGAACAGGCCUUGGACAUCACGCUGAACGUGUUGCUGCUAUACGGGACCUACGUGUGUGUGCAGUACCUGUACAAGUCUUACAAGCCCAUGAUCGAAGACAUGUACUUGUCGAAGGACACUGCGGCGAAGCUGAAGAAGCGCCUGGCAGAAUCCAAACGCGCGACGAUCACAAUGAACCACUACGAAUCUAUCAUCGCCGCCGAUCUCGUCGACCCCGCCGACCUUCACGUCACGUUUACAGAUAUCGGCGGCCUCGACGCCCAGAAGCGAGACCUCCAUGAGCUGGUGGUGCUGCCGUUGCAGUGUCCCGACUUCUUCGCCACGUCCAAGCUACUGUCCGUACCCAAAGGCAUCCUGUUGUAUGGUCGACCGGGUACGGGGAAGACGCUUCUCGCGAAAGCAAUCGCAAAGGAGUCUGGCGCCUUCUUCAUCAACCUCAAGAUUAGCACCCUCAUGAGCAAGUGGUUCGGUGAGAGCCAGAAGCUGGUCAAGGCCGCCUUCUCCCUCGCAAAGAAGCUCUCUCCAUGCAUCAUCUUCAUCGACGAAGUGGACAGCUUCAUGGGAGCUCGGAGCGGCGGCGCCUCGGACCCCACGUACAAUUCCAUGAAGACGGAAUUCCUGGCGCUAUGGGACGGAUUUGCAGACACCACGGCGCCGGACGCCGGAGGAUUUGGCGUGAUCGUCCUCGGCGCGACCAACCGACCUGCGGAUGUCGACGCAGCAUUCCUCCGCCGCAUGCCGCGGACGUUUGAAGUCGAGCUUCCCGACGCCGCCCAGCGCGAACAAAUCCUUCGAGUGCACUUGAGGGGCGAAGAGUUGGCUGCCGACGUCAACUUGACGCACUUGGCGCGGGAUACUGUGCAUUUCAGCGGCAGUGAUUUGAAGGAAUUGUGUCGUGCGGCGCUCAUGCUUCCGUUGAGAGAACACAUUGACGCAUUUCAAGCUGCUGCUGCGGCUGCCGCUGCUUCGUCGACGGACCAAUCUGCGCCCGCCGUCGCUCACCCGGCGUCGAAGCGGCCUGUGUCGGCUGCUGACUUUGCCGCCGCACGGACUCGCGUGCAUGCAACCGGUGCGACGGCAUACGCGUAUGCCAACGAACACCAAGCCAGCGACCAACAUUCUUCAUCUCCUGCGAUCACUCCUGAGAUGUUGGCUGCCAUGAUGGCGAUGGGGAUGCAGCACAUUAUGCAACAAGCGGCGGGUCCGCCGCCGCCGUCAUCCCGCCGUUGA